Plasmodium malariae is the source of this 1068-nucleotide messenger RNA. Its product is annotated as GDP-mannose 4,6-dehydratase, putative. The transcript has a single exon. The coding region runs from base 1 to 1068 and encodes 355 amino acids. The record is from RefSeq and is a predicted model, not a curated record. Gene Ontology annotation, biological process: GDP-mannose metabolic process. Gene Ontology annotation, molecular function: GDP-mannose 4,6-dehydratase activity. Lineage: Eukaryota; Apicomplexa; Aconoidasida; Haemosporida; Plasmodiidae.
AUGAUAUUCGGCAUUACUGGUCAGGAUGGCUCAUAUUUGAGUGAACUGCUUUUAGAAAAGGGAUAUAUUGUUCAUGGGAUUAUAAGAAGGUGUAGUUCGUUUAACACAAAAAGGAUCGAGCAUAUAUUUGACAAGUUAAUUUUACAUUAUGGUGAUAUCCUUGAUAGUAGUAGUAUAUGUUCUAUAAUACAUGAAAUAAGACCAAAUGAAAUAUACAAUUUAGCUGCACAAAGUCAUGUAAAAGUUAGUUUUGAAUUACCAGAAUACACAGCUGAAGCUACAGGUAUAGGUACUCUACGAAUAUUAGAAGGAAUAAGAAUGUCGAAAAUGCAGAAAAUAAAAUUUUAUAAUGCUUCUACGUCAGAAUUAUUUGGAAAGGUAAAAGCAGCUAUUCAAGAUGAAAAUACGCCAUUUUAUCCUGUAUCACCAUAUGCUAUUGCAAAAUUGUAUGCCCAUUAUAUAACAAUAAAUUAUAGGGAAUCAUAUAAUAUGUUUUGUGUGAAUGGCAUAUUAUUUAAUCAUGAAAGUCCAAGAAGAGGGGAAACAUUUGUUACUAGGAAAAUAACUAGGGGUAUUGCAAGAAUUUGUAAAAAUGUUCAAACAGUUAUAACGUUAGGAAAUAUUGAUACAUACAGAGAUUGGGGGCAUGCUAAAGAUUAUGUACAUGCCAUGUAUUUAAUGUUACAACAAGAUAAACCUGACGAUUUUGUUAUUUGCUCUAAUGAACAACAUUCUGUAAGAGAAUUUUGUGAAAUAGCUUUUUCCUUUGUAGGUAUUUAUUUAAAAUGGGUUUAUCAAGGUAUUAAUGAAAUAGGUCUAGAUCAACGGAACAAUAUUGUAAUUAAUAAAGAUAUGAAAUAUUUUAGAAAAAGUGAAGUUCUUACGUUAUUAGGGGAUUGUUCUAAGGCAAAAAAUAUUUUAAAAUGGAAACCAACUUACAACUUUUUUCAGCUCGUUUAUGAAAUGUUAAAACAUGAUUUCGAGGACUGUCAUUUAGCUAUAGACGAUUAUGAAACUUGUUUAGGGCGAUACCAUGCCUAUAAGAGCGACUCGCACGUAACGAACUAA